AUGGGCAGAGCAUUCGUAAGCACAAAGCGCAUAGCCAAGGGCACCGUCCUUUUGGAAUGCCAAGCGACAGGCAACUCCGUAGUGCUCCUCGACCAUCUCGUAGGCGAGCGCUGCGACGUGUGCCUCGCCGACACGGCCACGAAACCGUGCGGCAACAAAUCAUGCGCCGCGGUGCUCUGCGCGACGUGCAAACGGAGCCCGCAGCACGCGUCGGUCUGCGGCGCGGCGUCGCGCGAGCCGGUCCUCGUGCGGAGCCUGCUGCGCCUCGCCGCCGCGGAGCGGGCCGACGGCGCCGUCGCGAAGCAGCUCGACGCGCUCGAGAACCACCACGACGCCUACGGGCCCGAGCGCCGCGACGCGUUCAAGGCCGCGGCGGCCCGCGCCGCCGCGUUCUGCGGCGGCGACGCGCGGCGCCUCGCGCGCCACGCGGCGGCCUUCGAGUCGAACGAGUUCGGCGUCUCCGAGACGAAUCGGUGGCGGCAUGCGCCGCUGGAGCUCGGCGAGGAGAGCGUCGGCUGCGGCCUCUUCGCGGCCGCGGCGCCGGCGAACCACUCGUGCGCGCCGAACUGCGAUCCCGUCGUCGUCAUCGAGGCGGGCCGCGCCCCCGUCUUGCGUCUAAUCGCGCGGGCGGCGAUCGCGCCGGGCCAGCAGGUCUUCAUCGCGUACGUGCCGCUCUACGCGCCGGGCGAGCAGCGCCGGGCGUCCCUUCGAGACACGUACCUUUUCGAUUGCGCCUGCGCGCGCUGCCGGGCGGAACGGCGGGACGGCACGCCGGCCGCCGCGGUGCAGCGCGCGAUGGCCGGCCGCCUCUGCGCGUGCGGCGGGCUGCUGCGGCGCCCGGCGUGUUUUAGGUGCGGCCGGCGCGGGCGGCCGACGCGCGCGCACGCCGCCGCCGCGGCCGACCUCGGGCGCGCCCUCGCCGCCGUUCACGGCGACGGGUCCGCCGCCGCGUUCGACGCGCUCGAGCGCUCCGACGAAAAAGCGGCGCCGUACCUGCACGCGUUCCACGCGUUGCGGCACGCGUCGCGCGUCGCGAGGCUGGGCGGGGCGGUCCUGCGCGGCGACGGCGUCCCCGAGGCGGCCGCGGCCGUCGGGAAGUCGCUGCGCCGCGCGCAGAUCGGCGACGAGUUCGCGCCGUGGCUUGAGACCGUUCGGGCGCUGAAGCGCCGGCGGCCCUCCGGCUCAUCGUCUUGAUUUUCAUUUUGUCGUGUGAUUUCUUUCUUUGGCCCCCGGUAAGUGUCCC
This is a messenger RNA of Pelagomonas calceolata, 1243 nucleotides long. NCBI's taxonomy places the organism in Eukaryota, Pelagophyceae, Pelagomonadales, Pelagomonadaceae. The record is from the annotation of a GenBank genome assembly.